Paramecium tetraurelia is the source of this 319-nucleotide messenger RNA. RefSeq lists its product as uncharacterized. Lineage: Eukaryota; Ciliophora; Oligohymenophorea; Peniculida; Parameciidae. The record is from RefSeq and is a predicted model, not a curated record. The transcript has a single exon.
CUCAUAUUUUUAUUCAAAUGGAUAACAUAAUUUAUAGUAUUCAUUUUAAUUGCUUUAUUUACUUUUGGAAUAUUAUUUUAACAUGCAAGUGUUUCCAUUUAAAGCCAUAAACUAAUUUAUUAUGAGUGGUGACAAUAGUCCAGUCGAGGAAGAGCACAGUCCACUUAUGUUACCCAAAAUUAAGUAGUCUAGAUAAACACCACACUUAAACAAAGCUAACGAUAAAAGAAAGUUAAGAAAAGGAAGUAUUUAAGAAAUAACAGAUGAAUUACUACAAUGGAAGUAUUUUCUUGAUCAUAAAUUUCAACAUCAUGACUGA